AUGCAGAAGAUCCUUAUCAGUAGAACAACUGUCGUGAGGAGUAGUGUUAGACUGGCUGGCGGGACGGCGAAUGCUAAGUCGAGAUGUCUGCAAUGGUCACGUUGGAGAUUCCUAUUUUUUGUAGCAAUGAAGUUCAAUGCAACCAAUGUCGCUGGUGGCACCAAGACGCUAGCCGAUGGAAAUCAGAUCCCUUUGCUAGGAUUGGGUACCUCUGAACACACGGAUCAGAAGGAAAUAAGUACCAUGGUUGAAGCAGCGCUAAAAGCUGGCUACCGUCUUUUUGAUACAGCUGAACUUUACAAGAAUGAAAAGGAGCUUGGAGUUGCGUUUGCUGAAUAUCUACCCAAAUUUGGACUCAAACGUGAGGACAUUUUCAUCACAACAAAAGUGCAAAUCAUGGAUGGAAAGGUCUCCGAGUGGGCAGAACACAGCUUGAAACAAUCGCUGGAUAAACUGAAAACUGACUAUAUAGACAUGUUCUUAAUUCACGCUCCCAGAGAUAGAUUUACCGGGAAAGAUGAAGCUUAUGAACUAAAUAAAAAAGGAAGGAAAGAACUUUGGCAAAAGAUGGAAGAAUUCAAAGACCGUGGUGUCGUAAAAUCCAUCGGAGUGUCAAACUAUGAGGUUUAUCACCUGGUAGAGCUUUUCGAAUAUGCAAAGCAAAGACCUGUCAUGAACCAGAUUGAAUAUUCCCCGUAUUUCACAAGGCCAACUCUAAAGCAUUUCUGUGAGAUGAAUAACAUUUUUGUACAGGCGUUUUCAUCACAGUGUUGGGAUAACAAAGAAAUCUUCUCGGAGGAUCUUGUCCAAAAACUAGCGAAGAAGUAUGAUGUAGCCCCACAGGCCAUACUUUACGCUUUUGGUCUCAAUUCUGGAGUCGGCAUCAUUCCUAGAUCGGGCAAUCCUGCCCAUAUCGAAGAUAAUAUGCAUAAGGUACUGAAAACCAAGCUCACGGACGAUGAACUCAAACCACUGCAUGAGCUUGAUAAGAACGCUUCAUUCUGCCCAGGUUGCCAGUCAUGGAGAUACUUGUAAGAAUUUCGAUCAAGACGAGAGCGGAUUUGGAGAGAUUUGGAAACAAGCUAUCUGCAUCAUUUUUCUUCAGAGUUGUCAUUUCA
This is a messenger RNA of Cylicocyclus nassatus, 1118 nucleotides long. NCBI's taxonomy places the organism in Eukaryota, Metazoa, Nematoda, Chromadorea, Rhabditida, Strongylidae. The record is from the annotation of a GenBank genome assembly.